Molecule: messenger RNA, 1417 nt
Organism: Anopheles arabiensis
Lineage: Eukaryota; Metazoa; Arthropoda; Insecta; Diptera; Culicidae
Gene: Rad60
Biological process (GO): positive regulation of transcription by RNA polymerase II; cytokine production
Molecular function (GO): protein binding
Source: RefSeq, a predicted model, not a curated record
ACGAAAUUAGACAGCUUUCCCGUUUGUUCGAUUCCAUUUUUUGUUCGCAAAAUCCAAUCGUGAAGGAAUUUCUGAAGAAUAGGAAUGCUACUGCCGCUAAGCGAGCCUACACUACAGUGUGCAACAGUUAUCAUCGGAAACCACCUGUAACAGCGAACGACAUGAGAAAAGUUAAUGGGUAAAAUCGAUGCAUCGAAACGUAGCCUGCAACAGCUAGAGCAGGAAAUACAAACCCUCCUAUCGCCCGUAUCAACAAACCCCUUUCCGCCACCCCGUUCCCGCCGGUCAAGAGGAUCUACUGCACAGGCAAAUCAAGCGCCAGUAUUGGCUGUGAUAUCAUUGGACUGUGAUGAUGACCGGACGCCAUCACAGCCAAUUUUCCAAUCACAAUACCGGCGUGUGAUUAGAAGAAGCGGAGCAAACGAGGCUGGCACUCAAUCUAAUACGAUAAGCUUAGACUCCGAUGACGAGGGUAGUGGUGGAGCAGUAGAGCUACAACCUUCAUUUAGCGCCGCCAAUAGUUCGUUCGAAACGGAAAACUACGAAAUGCGCAUCAAAAUCAAGUGGGGCCGGGGCAUCGAAACGUUCGUCCAUCGGCGGUAUCAAAAGUUUGAGGACAUUUUUGAGCUGGCGGCCAAAGAGUCUGCCGAUCGGGCGUGCAUUUUUCUCAACCUGGACGAUCGCAUAGUCUAUGCGAGCGAUACGCCCGAUUCCAUCGACUACAAACCGCACCAGUUCAUUGCUGGGCGCAUUCUAAAAACCAAAGCGCCAAUCCUUCCGACCGCUCACGGACCGUCGGCCGGCCACAAUAGCAACAUGAUCACGCUGAAGGUACAGAUGGAGAAACGGAAACAACCGCUACGGCUGCAGAUUGACAAGAAUCAAACCAUGUCCGUGCUGGUGAUUAAAUGCGCCGAAGAGCUCAAGUGUGAACCGAAGGACAUUCGGCUGUACUUUGACGGCGAGCUGGUUGGCAAUAAUGAUAAGCCAGAGGAUCUCGACCUGGAAGGGGACGAGAUACUGGACAUUCGUUUUGUGAAGUAACUGGAUGAAAUGCGCAGAGAGCUUUGUUGUUGCCCUGUUUUUUUUUAUAUUAUGAUUUUGCAUUACUAGUUUCAAAUAUAUAAAGUCGUUCGACAUAAAUAAAAUCAUCUUUGAUGGCAACAUUUUUCAAAGCCAGUGGGAGAGAACCAGUUAUCUGUAAAUUUUGAUACGGAUAUAGACGUCCCGAGAACAGUUAUGUUAGAAACAGCUUUACUGUUCACACUUGGUUGCCCACGAAGCAACGCUCCAAAGGUGCGCAACUUUUCGAGACAACGCGAUGAAAAGUCGUUAUUCGUAGAAUGGCAUUCAAUGUGGAAGCGAUUCCAUUGACGUAAGUCUAUUUAUUUCAAUUAUUUAAUUGAAGUGCGUAAAA